AUGGAGUCCUCUGCUACUGGUGGACGCAAUUCACAGGCCGCCGGACAACGUCGAGUUUGGAAUGAAGAUGAGGACCGUGCUUUGAUUGUAGGUUUGCGCGAUCUUGUUGCCCGCGGCUGGAAAUGCGACAAUGGAUUUCGCAAUGGUUACGCCAUCAUAUUAGAACAACACAUGCACCACAUGUUCCCGGGAACUACCAUAAGAGCGGAGCCUCACAUAACAUCCAAGAUCUCGGUCUGGAAAAAAAAUUAUGGUUCGCUUUCGGAGAUGCUCAGUACUUCCGGCUUUGGAUGGAGUGAAACAGGGAACUUUAUUACUGUGCGGGAAGAGCAAAUUUGGAAAGACUACGUGAAGGCUCAUCCAAAGGUCAAAUCAAUGCGUUAUAAACCUUGGCCCCUUUUUCCGGAUUGGCUGGAAAUUUUUGGAAAGGACCGCGCAACGGGAGAGGGGGCAUUAGGUUUCACUGAUGCGGUUAAUGAUGUCUUACAUGAUACAAAUGUCGAAGUACCGAGCCCAAAUCCCACUCAACACACAGGGUCGGAACAUUUUGAUUAUCCUCAAAAUAACUUUGACUCUUUUUCGGCUCAAGUAGGUGAAAGUAGUGCAUCCGGUAAGUCUAAGCGUGAUGGAAAAAGAAAGCGUAAUGUUGAGGUGGAAGAGAAAAUAAUCGGGCUACUGUCAUCUGUUUGCCAGGAGACGAACAACCGUCUUUCAGAACUUUCCACACGUGUCGGUCACCAGGUUGAUGCAAAAGCGCAACGCGUUGCCGUUUAUGAUGCACUGAAAAAAAUUCCUAACUUAACAACAGAUGAAAGGGUCGUUGUUGCUCGGUACUUAUCCAAAAAUGUUGACGAGAUGGAACUGUUUUUCAGCCUUGACGAUGAUGGAAGGAGCUCAAUGGUGUACCAGAUAUUGAGCGGGUCACCGUAG
Striga hermonthica is the source of this 930-nucleotide messenger RNA. NCBI's taxonomy places the organism in Eukaryota, Viridiplantae, Streptophyta, Magnoliopsida, Lamiales, Orobanchaceae. The record is from the annotation of a GenBank genome assembly.